Messenger RNA from Aspergillus melleus, 300 nucleotides. RefSeq lists its product as uncharacterized. The coding region runs from base 1 to 300 and encodes 99 amino acids. The record is from RefSeq and is a predicted model, not a curated record. The transcript has 3 exons. Lineage: Eukaryota; Fungi; Ascomycota; Eurotiomycetes; Eurotiales; Aspergillaceae.
AUGCAUCUCCCCACCGUCCUUCUCACCCUCACCACGACCGUCGGCCUCGCCGCCGCAGACUCGUACUUCUGCCGCCCGGCUCUGGAUAAAACGGGCUUUUUGCAGAAGGCAUACUGCUGUACUACGUUUAUCGAUGUCCCCGGAAACGAUGUGGGCAAGAUCUCAGAAGGAUGUACGAAAAUGGGCGAGGAUGUUCGAGAGCUCUGUGACGACGGAAACACGCCGAAGUGCUGCUACACUAUUGGCCCGAAGGUAAUCUGCACGGCGGAGGCCACGCCUCAGUUUGGCCUGGACGGAUGA